AUGGCUGAACCCAGGAUGUAGAGAAAUUGCAUUAACCCAGAGGUGACUGUUUGGUUAAGGGAAGUAAGGUAUAGAUGUAGGAGGUAGCUAUAGGUUUAAGUGGGGUGGAUGGAUCUCAAGCUAGAAACCAGCCAGAGCAUGUCACACAUCGCUCAGUUGGAGAGUGGUUGCAAGCCAAAGCAUGACAAAUGUCCCUCAAUUGAGAGUGGUGGUUGGGGGAGUGUUCAGCUGAGAAAGUGGACACCACCUUACCCUUUGGCCUAUGAGAUUCACCCCCAGAGGAAGCUACAUGGUUCUGAGUGGUUCUUUCUUUCUUUCUUUUAACUCCUCAUUCAAUUUCAAGAGGCAUCCACCAAUCCUCCUCUCAGUGUCUCAUCAAAACAGAAGCCAAUUAGCGCAAGGAAGUGCUCGCGCCCAACUCCCCUGCUCUCUCUCUCUGUUUUUAUUUUCUGUUCUGUGAUACCCCUGGGUUUCAAUUUUUUAAAUAAUGAAUAGCCCCCCCCCCCUCCCCCCUUCCACUUGUUAUGCUGGCCUCAAAGUGGGAGAGAUUAUUAUUAUUAUUUUUAAUAAUUGGGGGGGGGGGGGGUGUAGAUCAGCUUUAAUAUUGGAGAUAGAUUGUGGCUUCUAUCAAUGUAAUUGUCUGCAUGAUUUCAAAUCCCCCAUAUAUAUUUUUUGUAAAUAUAUAUUAUUUUAAAUAUAUCUUUAUUAUGAAAUAUAUUUUCCUUCUUUAUUAUUUUCCCCUAACCCUACCACCCCUCCCCUAAUUGGAGGAAACAAAUGGACAUCAAUACUUAGGCUUCUACUUCCAGCUUAUACAUACUAUAUACAUUUUACAGACACAGUAUACAGUAUAUUUUACUUAUCUUUUUUAUUUUAUUUUUUUUGUCUCUGAAAACCAUCCAGUUCUGAUUUCUAAUUGCCAUAUACACUACAUGACCAAAAGUAUGUGGAAACCUGCUCGUCGAAUAUCUCAUUCCAAAAUCAUGGGCAUUAAUAUGGAUUUGGUCCCCUCUUUGCUGCUAUAACAGCCUCCACUCUUCUGGGAAGGCGUUCCACUAGAUGUUGGAACAUUGCUGCGGGGACUUGCUUCAUUCAGCCACAAGAGCAUUAGUGAGGUCGGCACUGGUGUUAGGCGAUUAGGCCUGGCUCAUAGUCGGCGUUCCAAUUCAUCCCAAAGGUUUUUGACGGGGUUGAGGUCAGGACACAGAUCUCGACAAACCAUUUCUGUAUGGACCUCGCUUUGUGCACGGGGGCAUUGUCAUGCUGAAACAGGAAAGGGCCUUCCCCAAACUGUUGCCAAAGAAUCGUCUAGAAUGUCAUUGUAUGCUGUAGCGUUAAGAUUUCCCUUCACUGGAACUAAGGGGCCUAGCCCGAACCAUGAAAAACAGCCCCAGACUCAUUCCUCCUCCACCAAACUUUACAGUUGUCACUAUGCAUUGUAGCGUUCUCCUGGCAUCUGCCAAACUCAGAUUAAUCCGUCAGACUGCCAGAUGGUGAAGCGUGAUUCAUCACUCCGGAGAACGUGUUUCCACUGCUCCAGAGUCCAACGGCGGCAAGCUGUACACCACUCCAGUCGACACUUGGCAUUGCACAUGGUGAUCUUAGGCUUGUGUGCAACUGCUAGUCCAUGGAAACGCAUUUUAUGAAGCUCCCGACUAACAGUUCUUGUGCUGACAAUGCUUCCAGAGGCAGUUUGGAACUUGGUAGUGAGUGUUGCAACCGAGGACAGACGAUUUUUACGUGCUACGUGCUUCAGCACUCUGCGGUCCCGUUCUGAGAGCUUGUGUUGCCUACCACUUCACGGCUGAGCCAUUGUUGCUCCCAGACGUUUCCACUUCACAAUAACAGCACAUACAGUUGACCGGGGCAGCUCUAGCAGGGCAUAAAUUUGACUAACUUACUUUCUGGAAAGGUGGCAUCCUAUGACGGUGACACGUUCUUCAGUACGGGCCAUUCAGUUGCCAAUGUUUGUCUAUGGAGAUUGCAUGGCAAUGUGCUCAAUUACUUUACACCUGGCAGCAACGGGUGUGGCUGAAAUAGCCGAAUCCACUCAUUUGUAGGGGUGUCCACAUACUUACUUCAGCAAGACAAAGGAGCUGAUCGUGAACUACAGGAAACGCAGGGCCGAGCACGCCCCCGUCCAUAUCGACGGUGCUGUAGUGGAGCGGGUCGAGAGCUUCAAGUUCCUCGGUGUCCACAUCACUAAGGAAAUGUCAUGGUCCACACACACCAACACAGUCAUGAAGAAGGCACGACAAUGCAUUUUCCCCCUCAGGAGGCUGAAAAUAUUUGGCAUGAGCCCUCAGAACCUCAAAGUUCUACAGCUGCACCAUUGAGAGCAUCUUGACUGGCUGCAUCACCGCUUGGUAUGGCAACUGCUUGGCAUCCGACUGCAAGGCGUUACAGAGGGUAAUGCGUACAGCCCAGUACUUCACAGCGGCCAAGCUUCCUGCCAUCCAGGAACUCUAUACCAGGUGGUGUCAGUGGAAGGUCCUAAAAAUUGUCAAAGACUUCAGCCACCCAAGUCAUAGACUGUUCUCUCUGCUACCGCAUGGCAAGCGGUACCGAUGCACCAAGUCUGGAACCAACAGGACCCUGAACAGCUUAUACCCCAAGCCAUAAGACUGCUAAAUAGUUAGUUGAAUAUACUGAACAAAACUAUAAAUGUAAAGUGUUGGUUCCGUGUUUCAUGAGCUGAAAUAAAAGAUCCCAGAACAUUUCCAUAUGCACAAAAAGCUUAUUUCUCUAAAAUGUUAGUGAGCAUUUCUCCUUUACCAAUAUAAUCCAUCCACCUGACAGUUGUAGCAUAUCAAGAAGCUGAUUAAAUAGCAUGAUCAUUACACAGGUGCAGCUUGUGCUGAGGACAAUAAAAGGUCACUCUAAAAUGUGCAGUUUUGUCACACAACACAAUGCCACAGAUGUCUCAAGUUUUGAGGGAGCGUGCAAUUGUCAGUACGUCCAACCGGCCUCACAACCGCAGACCAUGUGUAUGGCGUUGUGUGGGCGAGUGGUUUGCUGAUGUCAACAUUGUGAACAGAGUGCCCCAUGGUGGCGGUGGGGUUAUGGUAUGAGCAGGCAUAAGCUACGGACUACGAACACAAUUACAUUUUAUCGAUGGCAAUUUGAAUGCACAGAUAUACUGUGACAAGAUCCUGAAGCUCAUUGUCAGGCCAUUCAUCCACCGCCAUCACCUCACGUUUCAGCAUGAUAAUGCACAUCCCUAUGUAGCAAGGAUCUGUACACAAUUCCUGGAAGCUGAAAAUGUCCCAGUUCUUCCAUGGCCUGCAUACUCACCAGACAUGUCACCCAUUGAGCAUGUUUGGGAUGCUCUGGAUCUACGUGUACGACAGCGUGUUCCAGUUCCCGUCAAUAUCCAGCAACUUCACACAGCCUUUGAAGAAGAGUGGGACAACAUUGCACAGGCCACAAUCAACAGCCUGAUCAACUAUAUGCGAAGGAGAUGUGUUGUGCUGCAUGAGGCAAAUGGUGGUCACACCAGAUACUGACUGGUUUUCUGAUCCACACCCCUACCUUUUUUUAAGGUGUCUGAGACCAACAGAUGCAUAUCUGUAUUCCCAGUUAUGUGAAAUCUAUAGAUUAGGGCCUAAUGAAUUUAUUUCAAUUGACUGAUUUCCUUAUAUGAACUGUAAUUCAGUAAAAUCUUUUAAAUCUGCAUUGACCCUUUUUUGCACUAACUCUUUUGACUCAUCACACACUGCUGCUUCUGUUUAUUAUCUAUCCUGUUGCCUUGUCACUUUAUCCCUACCUAUAUGUACAUAUCUAUCUCAAUUACCCAUGUUACCAUUACUAAUUCUGUAUUUAUUAUUUUACUAUUAUUUAUAAAUUUUUCUUUCUGCAUUGUUGGGAAGGGCCCUGAGUAAGUAGUUCAUUGCUAUUCUACACCUGUUGUUUUACGAAGCAUGUGACACAUAACAUUAGAUUUCUCUCUCUCUCUCUCUCCUCUCUCUCUCCUCUCUCUCCUCUCUCUCUCCUCUCUCUCUCUCUCUCUCUCUCUCUCUCUCUCUCUCUCUCUCUCUCCUCUCUCUCUCUCUCUCUCUCUCUCUCUCUCUCUCUCCUCUCUCUCUCUCUCUCUCUCUCUCUCUCUCUCUCUCUCUCUCUCUCUCUCUCUCUCUCGUGUUCUGAUCUAACUGAUCCUAAACUAAUCCCCCCACCCUUUCUCUCUCUCAGGGACAAGAUGCCGUUCCACCAUGUGACGGCAGGGCUGCUGUACAAGGGGAACUAUCUGAGUCACUCUCUGUCUGAGGACAACGACUGUGACCAGCUAGCCAGCAUCUCUGUGGAGGAGCUAGAUGGUGAGUCCCCCCAGGGCUUGGGCUGGUACUACUGCGGCUAGGUUGGUUUGGGCUUGGUUGGUUUGGGAUGGGCUUGAUUGGUUUGGGUGAGAUGGGAUAGAGAUUAGGACUGGGACGGUGGAUUUGGCUGGUGAGGGGCAUAAAGGGACUUUGGGGAAGGCUGGGAUUUGGGUGUUUGAUAUGGCCAGGAUAAACAGUAGGCUAGAGAUAGUGAUGGGAUAAGUAGUAAGACAGUAUUCUUAACCUAAACACAGUUUUGACAUGAAUCAGCGAGCUUGGACCAGUCAAGACAUUUAUUGACAAACACCACUUGCUCCUGUUGCUGGAGCCAACAAACCGUUGGCUUUAUAAACUAUGAACCUUCUAAACUAUGACUCAAUGUUCUUAACAUCACUUAUCGCACCAGUAGAAUUCGAUUAAUGGGCUCUUGCUCUCUCUGUAUUUGGCAUUAAUUAGAGGCAGUGGCUGAGUCUGUGUUUAUGAACGCUUUUGUCUUGUGUGUGUGUGUGAGUGUGUUCUGUACGUUGUUCUGAGACUUAUCACCCCACUGGCCAGGCCGGCGGUGGAGCCCAGCCCAGGCCUGAUCGAUAUUAUCCUCUGCUGGAAACAACAUCAUCACAGUGGUCAUAGUGGGGGGGAGGGGGGAAUGAACUACACUAGAUGCUCUCAGACCACAAAUACUGUAUUAAUCCAAUGAUGUCACAUUAAAAGAAAAUUCCACCCAAAACUAUAUUUUGGUAUUAGUUUCAGUAGUCCAUUGUUGACAUAGUCCCAAAAUGUUUUGCUUGUCAGCAAUCAAGUUUUCAAGAUACAUAACUUUGAAAAUACAGAAAUCAUCACCGUAUGAUGCAUUUUGCAUCAUAUGAUACAAAACACAGCAUCAUAUGAUGCAAAAUGCAUCAUACGGUGAUGAUUUCUGUAUUUUCAAAGUUUUCCUUUAAGGUGCCUAUGGCAAAUUGGAUGCAGAGUGCACCGUAAUAGGCUAAUAGCCACCUACUCUGUCAGAGUCGGGUGGUGUUAUUAUGCUACAGCUAUAUUGGCAGUUGGCACUGCAUGUCUUUCUCUCGUUUGAUUUGUUAAGUUGUUUUGCUAUGGUGGUAAUGUAUUGGGUAAAUGUAAUGAAUUGGGUAAUGCGUAUAGCUCUUAUCGGGAGGUCCUCAUAAGGUCAAUCAAUGUAAUGGACAAAUACAAAUAUACUGUACCUCUGUCAGCAGAAACAAAGACAUAAAGGUAUUGAUCAUAUAUGAUCAGCAAUCAUCUCCUUGGCUUAUUAGUUUAUCCAUAGUAGCUUACACAGGCAGCUACCAUUUAGCAUGUUCACCCUUUCUACCAUGGGGAUAUUUACUGAGGCAAUUUGGUGAGCCUACCUGUAAGUGUCUUUAUCUAUGGCCAUUAAAGUGAUACAGUGUAACUAUACUGAGUUGAACUAGCUGACUCACCACAUACAGCACGUUGUCAUCAGUCAGCUUUAGUACAGCUACACAUUGUCAACCUCUCAGCCUGUUGGAGAGGGGAUGUAGUUGCCCUGUAUGUCUUGUUCUACUAGCGUGGUGAGGACUGUCUGAUUUGUGUGUGGUUGGUGUGUGUGUGUGUGUGUGUGUGUGUGUAGUGCUCUGAGCACUGCAGCAUGUAGAAUAGAUGUUUGUGUGGGUAGAGAGCUUUGUGUACCAGGUAGUCUUGCCUCUGUCGAGGCCGAUCUGUGCUGCUACUGCUUCUGCUGCUGUGUCUGAAAGGUCAGGCAAGAUGUGUGUAUAAGAUUAUAAUUUACAGACACAUACAGCACCGACACCACUAACUUCAUAUCACAUAGCAAAUAUCACAAAUUAUAAACACUGGGAAAGUAGGGAUAAGUAGUGUUCAGUAAGGAGAAAACGUUUUCAAACCAGGAGCUAUUAUUUGAAGUUGUCCAAUUAGAAAGUUUUACGUUGUAAAAAGUUUUACUACGGUGUGCCCUACUGAACAUGAGCGUGCUGAUGCACUUGGCCUAGAUUGCAAAGCAGGGUGCUGUUAAAGUGACUCUAAAUUCAAGUCUUUUUUUCAUUUCUCCGUCUGAACAUUUCCUUAGGUAUUCCUGUUCCUUUGGUAUUACUUUGUCAUACAUUCUUUGUCAUCAUUCUCCGCGGUAAAGCUUUGGUUUUCAGAGCAUCAGAAGAGGGCCCUAAUGGAUAUGGGAGCAGUUGUGCAUGAAAUAGCGAAAUAGCGGGAGAGACCUGUAUGAAUAUAUGACACAAGGUCUGAAUGUUGUUGGUGUGUUCAAAUGGGCCCGAGGCCUCAGACACAGGAACCUACUAUAUAAAGGCCUGAGUACCUCACUGCUCUGUUCUGCUUUGCUCUGCUCCUCCUGAUGGGUUUAUUCAUGAGACACUCAUUUCAAUGUACCAAAAUAAAUCCAUACACCCUUGAUGUGCUUGUGUUGUUCUCUGUAUGUGUUGUGUUGUGCUGUGUGUGUCUGUGUGUGUCUGUGUGUGUGUGUGUGUGUGUGUGUGUGUCUGUGUGUGUGUGUUCUCUAAAACAAGCGUCUUUGGUUGGAACUAGCUUUUGUACUGCGUUAUGAAUGAUAAUGGCUAAGUGUGUUGCUCGGGACAGAUGUUUUGGGAAGCAGGGAAUGACAAAAGACUGUUCAGAGGCUGGUACAACGACUAACCUGAACCCUCGGUAACAUCUGAGUGCUUUUAACGAUCCGAAAUAUCGUUUCUCAUUUUACGAGGUGAUUUAAACACAGAGAAAAACCAUUAGAUUUACACACCAUUGUCCUCCUUGCAGCUCAGAGCACCAAAUCACUCCUCCUCCCCUGACUGGCAAUGAAUGAAUGACAGCUUCUCAGUAGAUGAUUGUCAGGUGAUUGACCAAGGAUAGGCUAAAGAUUGGCAGCAUGGGCGGGUCUCCUCUAGCAUGAAACUUUACUUCAUGCUUGGGUUAUCUUUGGACUGUGUUAACCUGUUGUUUGUUCUUUCUCAUGGUUUCAGCCAAGAACUCUACCACUACUAUGUUCUGUUUAUCAACAUGGUAUUUUCAAGACUGGUCCCGUAAUAUUAAUGUUCUUGUUAGCACCUGUGUUCUCAAAAAGUGUAUGACAUUGCCUUCCAUAUCUGGGACACGUUUGGACUUGAUUCAUGUUUGAGUUAGCCUGGGUCUUGGGUGAGGUACAGUCCUGUGUAAUACAUUGUUGCAUUGUUGCAAGGCCACAGGACUCUCUCUCUCUCUCCCUGGUCCUGGUGAGGUAAAGCCAUGUAUUCCAGUAGUACCCAGCCUCAAAUUAUUGAGUGUUCAGCAGUGUGCUGAAGCAUACCAUGCAAUCAUAGUGUUCUUUAGAGAUCUGAAAUUCCACCUUUAAUUAAAAACACCCGUGGCUGCCUCUCUCUCUCUCUUUCAAUCUCUCUGCAUCUCUCCCUUUCCCCUCUCUUUCUUUCUCUCUAUCCCUCUCUCUCUCACUCUCUCUCUCUGUCUCUCUCUCUAGUUCUCUCUCUCUGUGUCUCUUUCUCCCUGCUUAUUGCCUCCCGGUCAUAAGCCCUCUCCUCUCUGUAGACACACGAAUAAAAUAUGAAUUCAUAAAAGCACAGAGGAGCCUGCUGACUUUUAGGCUCGACGCUGACGGGUAUCUUACAAACUGAAGGGAAGGAGUAGCACAGACAUAGUACAACGGCUUGUCGUACACACAGGGCAAGCUUAUUUGUCACCACCAUAAAAGUUGCCUACAGGUUAUUGCAGAUGUCAUUUGCAAUGUUCUUGAGCUAAGGCAUAGAGCUAAAAUAAUCCCUAACCAUGGUGGAUGCUCUCCUCUCCUCUCCUCUCCUCUCCUCUCCUCUCCUCUCCUCUCCUCUCCUCUCCUCUCCUCUCCUCUCCUCUCCUCUCCUCUCCUCUCCUCUCCUCUCCUCUCCUCUCCUCUCCUCUCCUCUCCUCUCCUCUCCUCUCCUCUCCUCUCCUCUCCCUUCUCCUUUUGUGCGUUUUGUGUUGACAGAGAUCCGGGAGGCAUUCAGAGUGUUGGACCGGGAUGGGAACGGGUUCAUCUCCAAGCAGGAGCUGGGCAUGGCCAUGAGGUCCCUGGGAUACAUGCCCAGUGAGGUGGAGCUGGCCAUCAUCAUGCAGAGACUAGACAUGGAUGGUGAGUCACCUUCAGUACACAUUUCACACAUGUACAGUACAACAGACACAUGCAGUUGCACGUGUAACAGAAGGUCCCAUGUUCGAGUCCAGUGAGAGACAGGAACAGGACCCACUCUGUAACACGCACACACACAUAUUUAAACAUAAACAGAUCCCUUCCCUCCUGUUUUCAUACCAUGAUCACGCACAUACAAAGACAUGGACAGGGUCAUAGACAUACUAUCAGACAUACACAUAUACAUAAAUAAAUCCUGCUCUUCCUUUUAUACACAUGGGCCUAGAUAUGACUACAUAAUCACAAACAUAAUCAAUACAUUGACAUGAGUACUCAUUCACCAUUAUGCACACACAUUUGCAUAUACAUGCAGUACAUUACAUGCGCACAAAAAUGUGCACUCAUUCGCACCAUAUAUUCAAAUCACGACCUCCACUUUUACACUUUAUAUGAGCAUGAAGGAUCCUACUAUCCAAACACACACCGGAGGAGAACUUAACACAUCCCAUAGUCCCACUGUAGCAAUAUCUAUCUCUAAGCUGUAGAUGUGUAACAUGCUGGCUGUGGUCCCUUGCUCCAUUUCAUCUUAAUGCACCGUAUUGCACAUAUUUCCGCUAACACACACACGUGCACGCACACACACGCACGCACCAUGCACGCACCAUGCACGCACACACACAACAUGUGAUUACAGUAGGUCACACAGGGUGCCUGUGGUUUCUGUACUGAAGCCAGUCCCUGCUGUGACCUGCCAGAGAAGAUCUACAUCAGCUGAAAUCUGCUACUGUAACACAACACCCCCUCUCAGCUUUAACCUCUGACCCCUGACCUCUGUUUAUUUGUUUUUUCUCCUUGACUUUGUCCUCGUAGUUCACAGUCAGCAGCUCAGCUACUGA
Molecule: messenger RNA, 9308 nt
Organism: Coregonus sp. 'balchen'
Lineage: Eukaryota; Metazoa; Chordata; Actinopteri; Salmoniformes; Salmonidae
Source: the annotation of a GenBank genome assembly